GGCACUUUCCGCUAUGGGUGGGAACGUGCCCGGCGCCGGAGGUGGCAAAGCUCCGCCCGGUCUCCAUGCCGAACACGCUGCCACUUCCCAACACAAGGGGAAGAAGACCCGUAGGGGCAAAAGGAGGCCCGGCAAAGCCCCGGUGUUUGAGGAGGUGAUAGUGGAGGACAUCCUCGAAGGAGAAGACGAUGAGUCCAGCGAGUGCCGGGUGUCGGCCUUCAAGCGCUUAGGAGGUGAAGAGACCCGGGUGUCGGCCUUCGACAGGCUCGACCACGGACCGGGAGGUCACCCGGGCGACCUCCGCCGACAAAUACCGAAGGGGGUAUCUCGGCUCGCUCGUGAGAUUGCCGAGCUCAAGCGCCGAGUGGAGACCAGGGCUCCCUACAGCCAGCCCAUCUUGCGGACGGUAACCCCGUUCACUCCGAGGGUUAUGUCGGUUCCGUUGUCGGCAAACUUUCGGCCGUGGCAGAUCAAGGCCUACAACGGAACGACGGACCCCCAAGGUCAUUUGUCUAAGUUUUAUGCCUCUAUGGAAGCGGCGGCAGCCCCGGACGAGAUCAAGUGCCGAUGCUUUCUCGCGACGCUGGAGGGCUCCGCGUGCGAUUGGUUCAACCGGCUCCCGAAGGGAACCAUUGACGAUUGGGAUACACUAGCGGAGAAGUUCUUGACGCACUUCGCAGCCAACCGGAGGCAGAGGCUACCUUACUCCCACCUGCUCAACAUUUGUAUCCGCAAAGGAGAGAAGGUCCGUGACUUCAUACUCCGGUGGGAGAAGGAAGCCAGAGACGUGCACGGGGCGGAUGAUCAAGCGUUGGUGGCCAUGUUCCAAGCAGCCCUUCCCCGCGGUGAGGUGAGGAAGGAGCUCCGCAAGAAUCCUCCCCCCACGUACCAGGAAACCUUGGCGCGCGCUAAGUUCUUGGCCUCGGAGGAAUUCGAUGAUGCCCCUGACUCCGAGGCCGCGCCGGCCAAGCGAGCUCCCGCAGAUGCAGAGGAGAUAGCGAAGAAGAGGAAGAAGAAGAAAGACCACACUGUGGGCCCGAGGACGCCCUCGGCGGGUGUGUACUCCGUGGGUGCGCCUGCGGGGACGGGUCGAGAGCUGGUCCUCUCCCCGCUCCCGCACGUAGAGACCUAUGCGGUGUCCGGCGGCGCCAACGCCCCGGCAGCGGCCGUUCGGCCUCCAAAACAAUCGCGGAAAUACAAUUAAAGACGAAGCAAAACGAUAGGCAUCACAAACCACGAAGAGUCAAGGGUGAUAGUUGCGCGGUGCAAAAUACAUUGUUCGAGCGCAGAAACAUU
This is a messenger RNA of Cuscuta campestris, 1296 nucleotides long. NCBI's taxonomy places the organism in Eukaryota, Viridiplantae, Streptophyta, Magnoliopsida, Solanales, Convolvulaceae. The record is from the annotation of a GenBank genome assembly.